UGUUCUUCUUCUCCGGCGACGACGCGCAGCAACGCCGUUCCGGGCCGCGACCUAGCAAUGUCGAGCUCCGCUUCAGCCUCCCGCCGCUCAUGGCCGCGCUAUGGCGCAGUGCCCAUGACAAGGUGCCCUGCAUGCCCACGUAUCGCACCCCUGAAGCGGCUAGUCACAACGACCGACAAGAAUGGCAACCUUGGGCGGGAAUUCGUGAAAUGCGAGAGCAAACCAGAGCAGGGAAAGAAAUUGAAGCAAUGCACCCAUUUUGAGUGGCUAGAUGAGUACAUAGAGCGGAUUCAACUGGAGGGUGCAUCAGGGGAGCUCGAUUUACCGUUGGAGGCGGAGAAGUUGGGCAAGUUUGGAACGGGCCCGUCUGGAUCUGGGGCCCCUGGAUCUGGCAAUUCCACUGGGGGCGCCCAUUCCAUUAGUGCUACUGUGGGGGAUGCAGGAGUGACGGCAGAGCUGAAGAAGCUGAACAAGCAAAUGAAGAAACUCAUCGAAUUGCAGAAGCAGGGCAAUUUGAUGGGGCUGAUGGCCGGACUUUUUUAUGUUUGUGUAAUUGCUCUCGCAUUUGUUUAUGUGAUGAUAAUUAGUCGUAAGUGAAUAGAUUGGGCAUCAUUUGUAAUCGUAAUGAUAUGGAUGUUUGAAUAAAAGUGUUGCGUUGUACGAAUUCGGCAUGUCUUCUCCACUCUGUUUCGGCCCCUUUUUUCAAUUCUUCAGUUCGUCAUCAGUUUCUGUGGUAGAGGGAGAAAAGGAAAAAAAAAGUCCGUCCACAGUUGCCCGAAAAGGCCAGGCCCAUAUAGAAGUUAGGCAGGGCCGAAUAGAACAUAUCCAGGCCCAUUGAUAAAAGAAGUGUAGCUAGUGAAAAAAAAAAGUGCACACGGUCAUUGACAUCGAUAUAUCUUUUCGGCUUUAGGUUAUUUCACAAAUUUUAAGUUUCCUGCAGUCACCUUUUUUGAGAUAACUCGUCUGAUAAUUAUUUGAGCUAUUUUUAUGCACAAGCUAUCGUGUCCGAUGGUAGGGUCCCGUGUUGUUUCGCCUAAAACAAAAGGUUGGUUCUAGUUAGCAGUCUAACUUGCAGUCUUUGUGAACCAAAAAAGUUGCAAUUGUUUGGUUCUAGUUUAUUUCAACCAAGCACCAUUUUUAAAUUUUUUUGAUUUGUGCUAUGGUGUUUUCAAAGUUUUUACUCGUGUGUUUCAACCAAAAAGGUUGUGCCCCUCUCAAAAAAAAAAGACAUCUAAUAUGCCCCUAGUAGCAUCUCCUUACAACAUAGAGGGGCAUCCCCUUACAACAUAUAGUGCAUAAA
Molecule: messenger RNA, 1300 nt
Organism: Aegilops tauschii subsp. strangulata
Lineage: Eukaryota; Viridiplantae; Streptophyta; Magnoliopsida; Poales; Poaceae
Source: RefSeq, a predicted model, not a curated record